ACACCUGCGUUGUAAGAAUUGGAUGGCAAAAAUACACGUAAGCCAUCCAGCUAUAAAACAUGCUUCCGUGAUUUGGAAAUGGUUUUAAUUUAAGGACAAUUUUCCAAUUGAGAAAAAAUAGAAAAAAUGGCGAUUUCUAAUUCAAGCUUAUUACAUAACGAUAGUGCACGACCUUUGCUCAGUCAAGCUCGGAAAAGGUUCCGAACAAAGAAGGUUAACUUCGAAAACACAAGCGGUGGCAGCGAAAGUUCCGACAACGAAGCACUUCUUCCCAAGCGCGACUCGGCAUUCAGCAAACUUAUUCCGACUAGCGUUCGGAAGAAGUAUUUCACUCGUGGGUUGUCGUUUAGCCACUGCGAAGCGGCGCCCUAUGGGAGUAAAAUCUACCUGGCGAGGAGGAAAAAGGCGGACCCGUGGUACAUAAUUCUGUUGGAGGUUAUUGCAGUUAUCUUAACAGUAAUGUUUGCCCUGUACUGCUUUUACUACCUGGAAACUGUCAUUUUUCACGUGGAGAGAUUCUAUGCACACGUUGGACAUGCACACUCUCAACAUCAAAUUGGACAGAGAUAUCUUCACGGAGCAGGGACGAGUCAGAACCACUCGAAGGCGGCCGAGUAUUUCAAGAUGGCGGCGGAGGGGGGACAUGCCCACGCCAAGUACAACCUGGCAGUUGGACACCUGAAGGGACACCACAGCAUGCUUGAGCCAGGGGAGCCCCGGGCUAUUCUGGAGGACGCCGUUGAGGAGGGGGUUCCUCAGGCGAAGAAGGUGCUGGACAAGUUCUGCAACCGAGGGGGGAAGUGCUAGCCGAAAUGUUCAAUUAGCAGAAAUUAAUCUACUAGUAGUUAACAUUCGAGGAAUAAUCUAAACAGAUAACAGAACGGGUCUUUUCUGAUAUGCUGCCAAAGUGAUCCUUUCGGGUUCAUGAAAACUCGACCAUAGUUUCUUGACAUUCGCUAAGUGAAGAAUCACAAUCAAAAGAAAUUCUGAAAAUUAGCUUUAAAUUUAAGCCCAAACUCCAACAUAAAAUUGGGCCGUUGAACAGAAAAUACCUGUUGCGUUAUCAGUGGGAAGUUUUUAACUUAUAGUUAACCUGACAGUUAAGAAAGGUCUUUUAAAGAAACAUCUCUACUUCUCUUCCAAAAAAGUCGAGCUUUCCCUUGAAAUAAUCUUUCAUUUGAUGGUCUUGGUAGAUUAUAAGUUAUACGUUUCCUUGUGGUCUUUCAUUAGAUAUAAAUUAAACAGUGUUAUUAUUUAAAUACAAUUAUAACUUCAUUGAGUUUUAGAAAUUGACGUGAUAUUAU
Messenger RNA from Symsagittifera roscoffensis, 1304 nucleotides. Its product is annotated as secretory immunoglobulin A-binding protein EsiB-like. Gene Ontology annotation, molecular function: protein binding. The record is from RefSeq and is a predicted model, not a curated record. Bases 127 to 807 code for a protein of 226 amino acids. The transcript is spliced from 2 exons. Lineage: Eukaryota; Metazoa; Xenacoelomorpha; Acoela; Convolutidae.